Microplitis mediator is the source of this 3541-nucleotide messenger RNA. RefSeq names its product homeotic protein antennapedia-like. The transcript is spliced from 3 exons. Gene Ontology annotation, cellular component: nucleus. The coding region runs from base 2162 to 3220 and encodes 352 amino acids. Gene Ontology annotation, molecular function: DNA-binding transcription factor activity, RNA polymerase II-specific; RNA polymerase II cis-regulatory region sequence-specific DNA binding. The record is from RefSeq and is a predicted model, not a curated record. Gene Ontology annotation, biological process: anterior/posterior pattern specification; negative regulation of transcription by RNA polymerase II. Lineage: Eukaryota; Metazoa; Arthropoda; Insecta; Hymenoptera; Braconidae.
UGACCGCGGUCCGCGUAUUUACGUUCUUUCUCAUAAUACAUGGCUUUCAAUAGUGCCACGGAUGCCAGUCAUCUUCACCUCAGUUUUCCCAGUUCAUUGGAAUAUAUACAAUAAAACAAUGCGUAAAUUCCACUCAAUCCUCCAGUGAACUUCGUUGUAUAAACCAAUCCUUGUGCUAUUUAGAGUAAAUAAUAAUCUAACAAAGUUUAUGUUAACCUCUAAUGUUAAUAAUUUAUGUAUCAUUAAAAAUAGACAAUAGUCUUACAUUAAGGACUUCGUAAUCUGAUAAAUAGGUGAUUAAUUACAAUAGUACCUGGAUAGUUGAAGUUAUGAUAAAAGCGAACUAUUUUUAUUUAAGUGAAAAUUUUUACAUGGACCAAUUAGUUAACUCGGCUACCUGGGAUCAUAUUGAUUGAAUAAUUCCCUACUCAGAUACAAACCAUCACUUGAUCCAAUCACCGAACGGCAAAUUCACAUUGUCAAAAAAAACUCAAUUUCCGAAAUUCGUUGCAUUCCAACCCACAGUAGCUCAUAUUUAUUUUCAUAAAUUAGCUACGUAUUUUACAAUGUAUCACUUCGAAGUACGAGUGAGUCUAUAAAUACUCAUUAGAACCUACUCUGUAAUUAAUUUUAAUUUAUUUAUACUCUGGUAUUUUUUUGGAUGGUACAAAAAAUCACUUUUGAAGGGAAAGUCAAUUUUGUUGAUAAAUUAAAUAAAAGUAAUUAAUCAUCCGAUGGAAAUCACGGGUGAAUCAAUUUCAAGACGGAACGUAACGACAUCGCAAUUUGUCGUCACGCUUGGAUCAUAAAUUUGUGAUCAUGGACUUGAAAUACAUGAUACCAUAAAAUCCAACAGUCACAUGCGCCACUAAACGAAUCGCUCGCUUAUUUUUUAUUUUCUUCAUCGGCAAUUGAAACCAACGGAUAAAAAAAAUCUUAAUAAAUUAUAUAUCAGACCUAAACUAUAUUGAUACCAAUAACGAUUACAAAAAAAAAGUUGUAGUCAGACUAUUCCGUGAGGACAAUAAUUGAAUAGUGUUUUGGAUUUUCAUGUCAAGAAUCCAUCAGAGACUCGAAAGUGCUCGAAAAUAAGGAAUGCUAUUGUGUGUUAUGUUGAAUUAAUCAGAAGUGUUAAGUUUCCGUGAUAAAAAAGUGCUGGGGGAAAAAAAGAGGUGAUGUUUAAUGGACCACCGACGGGUCCAUCACCCCUAGAGCAACGAGAUCGCCUAGUCGGGACUAAUGGUGUCAGAACUGAAUCAUCGGAAAAUAUUUUUCCAAGUAACAGACAAACAAACAGUAGUACGGUGAUUGUUGUUGAUUGUGAUAGUGGCGGCGGUGAUACCAGUGCUGAGGAAAUUGACUUUAACGGUCUAUUGGAAAGGUUACCGGUAUUUAGGCGGCCCGGUCGCAGCUGUAGCAGAAGUAGCUGCGGUAACAGGUGCCAAUUGAGUCACAGUUUUCAGCCACGACGGAGUUCAGCGCUGGGGCAAAUACACGAGCUCUGGUUCAGAGAAACAAGGUCGAAGACGAUACAGUCGAACGUAUAACAACGGCCCUGAAGACGCGGGCGCCUUUAACUGCCCCCUCUAUUAGGGGGAGCAUCGAGUGGCGACGACGCCGACGGAGACGGAAGAAAAAGCGAAGACGACGGAGGUGUGGCGUAGUGUCGUCAGCGAGCUGGUCGGAAGAUCAAAAGAUAUUAUUUAUUGCAGUAUCAGAAGAUUCUGAGCAGUUCACCGUCCAAAUGCAGCAGACGACGAACUUUGACAAGUGACGCCUUUUUUAAAUGAGAAUAAAAUAAUAUUUAAAUAGCGCUCUCCUCCCUAUUAACGUAAGCUUUUGAAAAGUGCUUCAGUUGUUCCAAGUUAUAGUCUAAUGUGAUAAAUGUUUUUACCAAGUGAGCCCAGUGUAUGUGAUGUGAUAAGUAAAGAGAAGUAAAAAUUUUCAUGUAUAAGUUAUCUACGUAAAAAGUGUGAGUGUUAUGAUAAAAAGUGAGUGAUAAGUGAUAUAUCGAUGAUCUUACGCAAGUACAAAAGAAUUAAUUUAUAAUUUAUAAUAACGGAAGUAAUUUAAAGCAUAGUUUUAUUGUGAAGUUGUUGUGUUUGUGUAAAGUGCACAAAGUAGGUGAAAAAGUGAGGGAUUACGUUGACAGUACAGUAGCAUGAGUUCUUACUUUGCGAAUUCAUAUAUCCCGGACCUGCGCAAUGGCGGGGUGGAACACCCCCAUCAGCACCAGCAGCACUACGGGGCUGCCGUUCAGGUGCCUCAGCAGGGCCAGAGUGUGCAGCAGCCACAGCAGGCUGCAGAUCCUUGUGAUCCAUCAAUGCUCAGGCAGGGGGUUCCUGCACAUCAUUAUGGUGCAGCAGGUACUCAACAGGGGAUGCCCUAUCCGAGGUUUCCACCUUAUGACAGAAUGGAUAUUAGAAACGCCGCUUACUACCAACAGCAACAAGACCAUACGAGUAUGGACGGUAUGGCUGGAUAUAGAUCCUCUUCUCCGGGCACGGGGAUGGCCCACAUGGGUCACACACCCACGCCAAAUGGUCACUCUUCGACGCCCAUUGUCUACGCGAGUUGUAAGCUACAAGCUGCAGCAGUUGACCACCAGGGCACUGUUCUUGAUGGUCCAGAUAGCCCGCCACUUGUGGAUACACAGAUGCAUCAUCAGAUGCAUGCACAGCAUCCUCACAUGCAGGCCCAACAGUCCCAGCUUACGCAGCAGCAACAAUCACAGCACCAGCAUAUCCAGGCGCAACAACAACAUAUGCUGUAUCAACAGCAGCCGCAGCAACAACCAAAUAAUCAAAACCAACCUGUUGCCAUUCACACUCAGCAACAGGCUCAGACACAGCAACAUCAAGGUGUUGUAACGUCACCAUUAGGACAACAACAACAAAGUGCACCUCAGGGUGCAGCGAGCGCAAACUUACCUAGCCCACUCUACCCUUGGAUGAGGAGUCAAUUCGAGAGGAAACGGGGUCGGCAAACGUAUACACGUUACCAAACACUUGAGCUGGAGAAGGAGUUCCACUUCAAUAGAUACCUGACGAGACGACGACGUAUUGAGAUAGCACACGCUCUUUGUUUGACAGAACGGCAAAUAAAGAUUUGGUUCCAAAACAGGCGGAUGAAAUGGAAGAAAGAGAAUAAAACGAAGGGUGAGCCUGGAUCAGGCGACGGCGACACCGACAUUUCGCCCCAGACCUCUCCACAGGGUUGAGAACCUGAAAGAAGAGUCAAGGUCUUCCAAAGAGCUUCUCAUCUCUCAGGGUUUCGCGAACCUUGUCUCCAACACUACCUCCGAUAUCCCUUCCCGAGACUCACUUGAUAACUCUCUCUUAAAGAAAUGAAAUACCCAGAUCCCCCUUUUUAUGUUUUGCAAAUUACCUCCCUCAGUAAUGACGCUUACCUUGUCGUGUUAAUCAAGUUGCUCGUACCAAAAAAGAUGAUAAAGAGAAAUAAAAUAAAACGUAUAAAGUGGAGUGACCGAGAGGUGAUGGAUUAUUAAGUAGUUUGACUGUGAAAAUUUUAUUCAGGUCGA